This is a messenger RNA of Moneuplotes crassus, 1562 nucleotides long. Lineage: Eukaryota; Ciliophora; Spirotrichea; Euplotida; Euplotidae. The record is from the annotation of a GenBank genome assembly.
UAGUAGGAGACUGACACUUUGGGCAGGGAGGAGGAAGCAGUGGAGUCUUGGCAGGAGGGAUAGGAGGGUGAGGGUAGGAUUCACUAAACUAGCGAUAGGAGAUAUGUGGAAUCUUUAUGCACUCUCACCUGUUACAAGUACUUUUUUGCAAGAGUAAUGAUGUAAUAAAACUCCACAAAUAUUGCAUCCUUGCUGGAGAAAUUAUAUAUGAUGUUAUUGGCUACAUAUUAUUUUUAUUCAAAUUAUUUGAGGUUGAUAAUAUGUCAUUGUCCCUGCAUCAAAUAAAUCAAUAUGCAGAAAAUUUUCAAUUAUUUGAACCUGUCAAAACUAAUUAAUAAGGCAUGCUUUAGGAUUAUAAUUAGUGUAAUUAUCGGCUGGUUUUAAUAAAAUUAUGAUCGGGAUUACUGAGGGUUUAUCACCAAUUUAGGUCUAGAUCUAAGCACAAGAGAGAAAAGCCCCCUUUAAUAAAUAAAGUGAAAGGAUUAGGAAGAUAUAAAUUUCCUAAGUUUCAAGAAUCAGCAGAGGAUGAUAGCACUACUGGAAUUCACUCUGUACCAAUAGAAUCAAGUAAUAAAUUGAAAUACAAACAUUUGAUAUAUGAUAUUGAGACAGUAAAGAAAAUAAAAAAGAAAUAAAAUUUUAAUUGAAGAAGAGAAAAAGAACUUCUUUAAAGGCUUUGAUAGGCAUAAUUUCAAUAGCCUGCUUUGUAAAAGAAAUGACCCUCCUCAUUUGGCACUGAAAACACAAAAGAAAAAGAAGUUUAAAAUUUUACCUAAAACUAAGCUCCAGCCUAAUAGAAUAAGCAUCGAUGAACCUAAAAAUUUAAGCAUUAGUCCUCCAAGCGGAUCGGAGCAAAAUAACAAAAACAGUAGCACAAAUCUACAAUUUCAAGGAAUUAAAGAAGUUAAUGCUAGUAAAAUGGAGAGAACGGUAAAACCUCCUUUGCAUCUAAAAUUCAAAUCUAUCAUUAACUGAAAGGAGUCUGUAUCCAAUGAUCCUAAUGAAGCUGAACCAAGUUCAGGCAAAGUUAAUCAUAUUGGAGAGAUAUCUGAUAAAAAGAUGCUAAUGAUAGUUGUUGAAAGAUUUUUCCUUAAAGAGCGAAGAAAGAUUAUGAGCAAAAGGCUUAGAAGGCUGCCCCAAGUUCAUCACAUAAGUCAUACGAUAGACCAAGAAGAGCAGCAGAAUAUUUUUAAAGAGCAAGUUGAUAAAAUUAAGAAGAUCUUUGGCCCUACAUACAGGCUAGAUGACAAAGAAGGAGAAAGAAUUAGGAAAAGAUUUCGCCAAAAGGUAUCUCAGGAAGUAUAACUCAAAUUUUGAAUAAAACUUUGAAACAACCUAAGAAAAUGCCAAAGAGAAGAUAUGGAACUCCUUGUCAGAACCUGCCUUUAUCAAUAACUCUUAAACAAGAUCUCUCUAGGACUCCAUUGAUGAAGAAGAUAAACACCUUCACUGAGAAAGCCAAAAAAGAGCCUCAGCAAUUACUUAAUUUAAAGAUGAUGAAGAAAAUGUGUCAGAAAUAUAAAAAGAAAAUAGCUAACAAGCAGAUCCGAAGUAUGAGUCAU